Fonsecaea multimorphosa CBS 102226 is the source of this 1551-nucleotide messenger RNA. RefSeq lists its product as uncharacterized. Gene Ontology annotation, molecular function: hydrolase activity, acting on carbon-nitrogen (but not peptide) bonds. Gene Ontology annotation, cellular component: cytoplasm. The coding region runs from base 1 to 1551 and encodes 516 amino acids. Lineage: Eukaryota; Fungi; Ascomycota; Eurotiomycetes; Chaetothyriales; Herpotrichiellaceae. The record is from RefSeq and is a predicted model, not a curated record. The transcript is spliced from 3 exons.
AUGGAAUUCGACCUGAUUGUGCGCAACGGCAACGUCGUGACAGCCUCGGAUAUUUGGUAUAACUGCGAUAUUGGAGUCAAGGAUGGCACCAUCGUCGCCGUGGCUCGCAACCUGCCGGUCCGCAAUGGCGACCAAGUCUCGAUCCUCGACGCCGAGGGCGCCUACAUCACGCCGGGCGGCAUCGACACGCACGUUCACCUGAGCCAACUGUACGAGGCGUCGGUGGACAGUCUGAUGCGCACGCAAAUCACCAACGGCAAGAUCCCCGAUCUGGCAAACUACACCAACGACACAUACGACACGGGCACUCGCAGCGCCGUGGCGGGGGGCACCACGACCGUCAUCACAUUUGCGAGCCAGCUGCGCAACGAUGAGAGUCUGGUGCCGGUGCUGGAGGAAUACUCCAAACUCGCCGAUGGCCAGUCGUACUGCGACUACGGGUUCCAUAUGAUUCUGUCAAACCCCACAAAACACAUCCUCGAGGUCGAUCUGCCCAUGAUGGUCGAGCGGUACGGCAUCACCAGCGUCAAGAUCUACAUGACCUACAAGGCCUUUCAGCUGCGGGACUAUGAGAUUCUCGACGUCAUGCACGCGGCGCGGCGGUUGGGCAUUACAACCAUGGUGCAUGCUGAGAAUGCCGAUGUCAUUGAUUGGAUGACGGAGCAUUUGGAGGAGCAGGGCAUGACAGCGCCCUAUCAUCAUGGGACGUCGAGGCCGCCGAUUGUCGAGGCUGAGGCUACGAAUCGGGCCAUUGUCCUGGCCGAGCUCAUGGACACGCCCAUCCUCCUCGUCCACAUCUCAGGCGGACAUGCCACCCGGGUCAUUCGCGACGCCCAGACCCGCCUCCUGCCCGUCCACGGCGAAACCUGUCCACAGUAUCUCUUCCUCCUGGCUGACAGUAUGAAAAAGGAAGGCUUCGAGGGCGCCAAGUGCGUCUGCUCGCCGCCAAUCCGCGAAGAGCCGGCCGACCAGGAUGCCAUCUGGACGGGGAUCAAGAACGGUACCUUCACCACAUUGUCGUCAGACCACGCGCCCAUCAAGUUCGACCACCCGCAAGGCAAAUUGCGCGGUCUGGCCCACGGCGGGGGCGAACAGGGCAAGUUCCAGUACAUCCCUAACGGGCUGCCAGGGGUCGAGACACGAGUGCCGCUGCUGUGGUCCGGCGGCGUCCUCACUGGACGAAUCACGCCCCAGAAGUUUGUUGAAGUCACGGCAACGAAUCCGGCCAAGCUGUACGGCUUGACCAACAAAGGGACAAUUGGUCCAGGGUUUGACGCAGACUUAACCAUCUGGUAUCCUCAGGACAAGUUCAAGCCGUUCAAAUUGACCAACGACAUGUUGCACCAUGCUAUUGACUAUACUCCUUUUGAAGGCAUCGAGUUUAAGAAUUGGCCUAGGUACACGCUGGUCAGAGGCACAGUCGUCUUCAAGGAGGGCGAGGUCGUCGGCAAGUUGGGCUAUGGAAAGUAUCAGCGCAGGACCAAGAGUACCCUGAGCGGCCCGCGAAACGAGUUUCUGAGCGAGUGGCGGCCGAAGUAUCCUAUGAAUUAG